Molecule: messenger RNA, 8430 nt
Organism: Pseudoliparis swirei
Lineage: Eukaryota; Metazoa; Chordata; Actinopteri; Perciformes; Liparidae
Gene: larp4b
Product: La ribonucleoprotein 4B
Exons: 17
Coding region: 544-2799 (751 amino acids)
Biological process (GO): positive regulation of translation
Cellular component (GO): cytoplasmic stress granule; cytosol
Molecular function (GO): mRNA 3'-UTR binding
Source: RefSeq, a predicted model, not a curated record
UCGAUCGGAAGCUUUGAGACGAGCAACGUUUAUUCCUCGGUUAAAGGUUUUUUUUGGGGGCUGUCUACCCCCACCGACCACUCCUCCUCCCGUGGAACCUGCCGUUAACCGCCGAAGGAACUCGCGUCGCGUGAAAUAACUCCAGGCGCAAGAUUUUUUUUAUCGAAGAGCCCCAACCGCCACAAAAGUUGACAAGACGAGACUAGCUAGCUCACGCGUUAACUAGCUCGCGGUGCUGCUGGUCGGAGCACGAGCCCCUCGUCUUUUCGCAAAGACAGCUUGUUUUGUUCUUCUUCGUCUUCUGCUUAUUUGACCCCGCAACGUUCCCGUCGGAAACCGAAGACUACUACGCGGCGAGGGGGUGAGAGCGGAGAGCCGGUUGCCUCCUUGCUAGCUCGCUAACUAGCUAACACCCUGCGCAGCAUUCAAGGCCUCAAGUCUGCCAUCUGCCGCCUGAGUCUUUGCGUCGCCGUGCAGCGAGAGGCGACAGCUUACUUGGUGACACAGUGACUUCUCCCUGAGGAGCCAAGAAGCAGACGGCUCAUGACUUCUGACCAGGACACGAAAGUUGUAGCUGAACCACAGGUGCAGCAAGUACAAGAGGCAAAGGAGAACUCUCAUUUGGAAUCCGCCAAGGUUUCGGACCUCAACCCCAAUGCGAAGGCAUGGGCCAACCACAUGUUUAGCCUGGACCCCAGCGGGAGUGCUGACGCCACAACUGCUGCCCUGCAGCCAUGGAUGGAGGGCUGCAAUAGUUCAGCCGACCCCGGCCCAGAAGUCUAUGAAGCCAGAGAGGACAAGGCUUUCAAGGAGCCCGUACUAGCCGAACCAGAUGAGCCUCCACCGGCGCCAGUGAUGCUGGCCGAGCCGGCCUACGCGGAGUACCCCGAGCCGGGGCAACCAGGACGCACAGGCAGCGAUGCCCAGCAAGGGAGUCCCCAGGAGGGUCUGAGGGAGCACCUGAAGAAGACUUUGGAGUUCUGUCUUUCCCGGGAGAACCUGGCCAGUGACAUGUACCUCAUCUCCCAGAUGGACAGCGACCAGUACGUGCCGAUCGUGACGGUGGCCAACCUGGACCACGUCAAGAAGCUCAGCACCGACGUGGAGAUGAUCGUCGACAUUUUACGAUCUCUGCCGUUGGUCCAAGUGGAUGAGAAGGGGGAGAAGGUGCGGCCCAAUCAGAACCGCUGCAUCGUGAUCCUCAGAGAGGUCCCCGAGACCACGCCCAUAGAGGAGGUCGAGGCUCUGUUCAAAGGGGACAACUUACCCAUGUUCAUCAACUGUGAAUUUGCCUACAACGACAACUGGUUCAUCACCUUUGAGUCCGAAGCCGACGCUCAGCAGGCGUAUCAGUAUCUCCGCGAGGAGGUCAAGACCUUCCAAGGGAAGCCUAUUAAGGCGAGGAUAAAGGCGAAGGCGAUCGCCAUCAACACUUUCAUGCCAAAGAACGGUUACCGGCCGGUGGAGGUGAACCCGUACGCCCAGCAGCAGCAGCAGCAGCAGCGCUACACGUCCUACUACAUCCCGCCGGUUUACAGCCCCCAGCAGCAGUUCCCCCUGUACAGCCUCAUCACGCCGCAGGCCUGGUCGGCCACACACAGCUUCAUCGACCCCGCGCUGGUUGCACCAUUUCACAACAACCAGUUCAUCAAUGGAUUUACCACUUCACACAGUUUCAAACCAGCGACGUCCCCCCUCACCGUCAGACACUACUCUCCCAGGAACAGGAAUCACAGUAAACCCCACCUGAGGCCAGCCGCCCCCCCGGUGGACCGCAGCGCGGGGCUCCUGGACAACCCGGGCCUCUUUCCCAGCUUCCCCAGCGAGCGGCUCAACGGGGUUCGCAGCAGCCCGCCGAUGCGACUCCCCGCCAGCCAGCCCAGAACCCGGUUACCCUCCAGCGCAGCCGUCCCCCGCCGGGACACGGUGGGCACGGGGCGGGUGACCGAGCCCACGACCCCCGACUACUCCCUGGGUCUCGGCCGAGGAAGGAAAAAGAGGGACGAAAAGUUUACAAGAGUGACGCCUCAGUCGCCUCCCCCUCCCCCCAAACCCCUGUCUCCGAGCUUCGAGCUGGGCCUCUCCAGCUUCCCCCCGUUGCCCGGGGCGGCCGGCCAGCUCAAGGCCGACGACGUGUUCGAGAACCGGCUGGCCAGCAGCGUCGUGGUCGGGAACGCCAAGGAGCGGAAUGUAAGUGCCGAGUCCAGUACCGGAGCAGUGCUUUCUCCAGCGGGCCCCAAGGAGCCCCUCCGGUCCCCCUCCUCCCCGAUGCCCACGAGCUUCCAGCCCAAGCCGACCGCCGCGCCGCCAUCGGCCCCGACCGUGACCCCGGCCGCCGCCACGCCGCGCAGCCCCGCCCCCUCCCUCCCGGCACCGGAGGUGAAGGUGCCGGAGGUGAAGCCGAAGGAGGUGCAGCUGUCCGUGGAGCGAGUCCCCGGCACGCUGUCCACUGCGAGCAAAUCGGUGCAAGUCAACGGCGCCGCCACGGAGCUGAGGAAGCCCUCCUACGCUGAGAUCUGCCAGCGGGCGAAGGACUCCCCGACGUCACAGCAACCGCCGACCCCGAAGGCCUGCGCUGCCUCCGCGGGCGAGGACAGGAAGUGCACCGACGCCGCCCCCUCACCGGGGGAGUCCAAGGCCAGAGAGACAUACUCCGCCUCCUCCAAAGCCGGCGCCGCGGCCGUCAGACCGCCGAGGGAGGCCCGGAGGCCGGCCGGGCGGUGGGCCUCCCCGCCCCCCCACCAAGGGAAGACCCCCAGCAAAGAUCCCCACCACACGCCGCCCAAGUCCCCGCAGUAGGGCGGAGUCCUCCGACCCCUCCCCUCUGCCGCCCCACGAUGCUCCACAGAUGCGUUUAAAUCCAACAAAAAGGAAAUAUAAGUCAGGGCUACUCGAUACUUAUAUCCCCCAAAUCAGCCGUCACCAACGAGAAUAAAGGACGCCUUCUCUUCUGGAUCAGGGCUUGCAGACAAAACGCACUUUACUGUGCAUGUUGCAUUCUUUUUAUCCUUAUUUAUUUUCUUUUUUCUAUUAUUAUUUCCGUCUGAUUUCUCCUUUCCCCCCCCCCCCAUUUUAUUUUCUUAUUUACAUCGUGUCGGCCUGCAAGUCGGAACAGACGACACUGAAAUUGAUUAAUUCUGUUCGAAUGGCCUUGUGCGAUUAGAUUAGUCAAUGGGGCAUUGUUGGAAGCCCCGCCCCCCCACCCCCCAAGUGGAUGAUGGGAAAGCGUGCAUACAACAGACUCCACCUUGUUUGGCUCAUAGUGAGGGGUUUGUCUGCAGAGUGGCACCGCUGUGCAACUUUAUGUCGCUUAAUUAUGAGUCAUAAUCAGCAGAUGUUUAAAAAAAAAUACAUAUUCAAAUCCAUAUGCAAGACUUGACAUCUAAAUCUCAUCGAGACUCUGAUCCUUUUGGUGUGAAUCGCCACCAAACUGAAUCAUUUUUUUGCAGAUUAAUUUCUACUAGAUUAAUUUAGUUUGGUUUGUCUGACGAUCGCCUCCUUCUGCCGUGUUUUUUGUUGUUGUUGUUGUUGCAGUUUUCUAACAUCCGCAGCUCCUAUCUAACGGCCGUGAGGCGAUAUCAGCGCUGUCGUUUUCUGUCUUUGUUUUUUUAUUUUCUGCGUCGGGAGACAAAUCGGGUGAGCGGUGCGUUUGUUUCGUUGCUCGCCGCGUUCAACAAGGCGUGGGCGGGCGGAGCUACAUUUUAUGGGGAAAAGCAGAGAGCGAGCUCUCCUUUUCAUUUCCUACUGAAUAACAACCGUGGAGUCAGGAACCGUCGGCGGGCGCACGCCGGCGAGAGAAAGCGGCGCCGCUGACCAACUUUACAGUCCGGCUGCGACGCGAAAGCGGUGAGAUCCGUGUUGCGGUUUGGAUCUUUUGGCCUCUGGUUCUGUCGCGGUGAGGAUCUUCAUCGAACGAGUGCGCGUGAAGUGUAGAAAGUGAGACGGUUGAAUAGAAUGUUUUACUACAAAUGAUGAGGAGGAGGAGGAGGAGGAGGAGGGGGGAGGAGAGUUUGCAAUGUGAUAUUUAGUUUGGGAGUCAAACCAAACGUCCGUUGUAAAGAUUUAGGCGUCCAGCAAACGGGCGGACGAGAGCAGGACGUCCCUCUGGGGGUGAAGACGCCCGGCUCCCUCCUCUUCCUCAGUCGAGUCUUUGCCACUCCGGUUGUCUGGUUUCGUUUUUCCUGCACCCGACGGAGGUCAAAUCUUAAACGAGUGUAGAAGGAAAACGACCGCGAGUCUUUUUUCCGGGGAUUCGAGUGAGGUAUCACGAAGUGAGAAGGCGGGGGAGGAGCCGUCCGUCUCAGUAGCAGCCACUUUGGCAGAUACCCACCGAGUCUCGGACGUUUUACUGUAUCCUCAAAAUGAAAUCUGCUGGAGAAACGAUUAAAAAAAGGUUAGUCUACGAGUUUUUGAAUGAUGUAACUUCAAUUAUGUAACGUUAAGUUUAGUACCAGACUUUUCUCCUUUUUGUUCUCCCUCCCUGAUCCUCGGUCGAGUGCUCGGGUUUAAUCUCUUUUUUUUAAAGUUGUCACCUCGGAUGCAAAACACCCCGAAAACAAAAACACUGUAACACACGAUGUCUGUUUGUUUGUUUUUGUUUUUUUGUUUUGAGGGGUAAAGAAAAACCUCCAAGUCUUCCUGCAACAAGAAGCAUUCUGGGUAAUCCCACUAUGAGAAAACAGCCCAUAAGGAGAGGGGGGAGCUUCACACACACAACACACAACACAAAACAAGCCUUUACUCCUGCUCUAAGCUGCUUUUUGAUUUGGAUGCGAAAUCUCGAAUUUCCAAAAUAUUUUUUUUUACUUGUUUGGAAUUUGUUUUUCUGAAGGACUGAGAUGCACUUGGAUGAGUCGAUUUAAUUUUAAUUUUUUUUCUCAUCGGUGGAAAUGGUAAAAGAUGAAAAUGCACCAUAUCCACUUAUUUAUAAACCAAUGCUGUUUAUUAUUCCAUGAGAAAUAUCGUUACGUUUUCUUUUUAGGGAGAAGAAAAUAAAAGGAGAUGCAUCGUUAUCUCUAUCUAUAUAUACCUAUCUAUAUGUGUGUAUAUAUGUGUAUAUAUACAUAUAUAUAGAUGUAUAUAUGCAACAUGUAAAAAAAAAAAAAAAAAAUAGAUUCCAUCCAGUGUUUGAGAAACUUGAAUUUCAUUUAAACUUGAAGAUGACUUUGCCUUAACUUUUAUACAAGACAAGCAUAGAGUUUAUUUCUUUUCACACAAAAAAAAAAUCCCGAACUGUUAACAAAACGUAGAAAAUAUUUAGUCGGACGUUACAAGUCUAACAGAGCGAGAGAGAAAGUACAAAUACUAGCAGCGUGUUGUUUCUGUUCCCUUUGUUUUGCAAACUGUCCGAAAAAAUAAUCGUUUUGUUUAUUGUAGUUUCAGGUUGUUGUUGUUUUUCUUUGGGGGGGGGCAUAAAACUUGUAAAUGCAACUAGUCGAUACUGUAUUAAAUGUGUGCACUUUGAAGUGUGUGCUUUGCUUGUACAGUUGUAAAUACUCAGAAAAAUAUAAGAGGUACCUGAAAAAUGAUUAUAAAAAAUAUAUUGAUCUUGUUGAACUAUUAAUGUCGCUAUGGAGCUGGAUGUCGGAGUAUACACAAAAAAACUUACUGUUGUGCUUUUUAGAAAUCUGUUAACGUUUUUUCUUUUUUCUUUUUUCUUUUUGGGGUUGUGCAGAGCGUGAAAUCUGCUCCUCUCUGCAGGGCAGCUUGUCUGAUUGUACAUUAUUUGUUGUCUUUCAUUCCAUUUUUCGUACAGGUGCCCCCCCCCCCCCCCCACACACACACACACACACACACCACUCACUGCACUAAUUGGAACGAGCCUGUGGUACUGACAUCUUAAUUAAUCUUACAAAGCUGCAACAUCCUCUCGUGCUCUCGGCUUCAUCUUCUAUUGUUUACGUUUGACAUUUCUAUUUUUUUUUUGGGGAGGGGGGGGUUUAAAAAAAAAAAAUCCCACUACAUGUUAGAUUGUGUCGCCGCCAUUAAUGUCGUUUUAUUUGAGUUAUUUUUUGUUGUACAUCUAUAAAAAUCCGAGAAGAUGACGACAUGUAUAAUAUAAGUAUUACCGUUCGGAGAGUUCCCCUCGUAGACGUGACACUAACGCUGAGCUCGGCGCUACGUAAUCGAACCGCGGCGCGACCGCGCGCGACGGAGCUCCGCGAUUGGGCGAUAUUCAACGCGAUCGAAGGCUGGAGUUUGACACCUUUUUUAUUUUAGGGUUUUGUGCUUUUUCUGUCCAAAUCCAAAGAUGUACGCGUAUCUUUUUACUCAUUUACUGGGUGGUGAAGCACAUUUUUGGGAUGAAAUGCUCUUUGUUUCUUUGGAACUGGAAGAUCGGAUUAGUUUAGCAUCGAGACCUGGAAACGGGAGGCGGAGCCAUAGAACAUUGAAGAAAAAAAACAAUCAAGUGGCAACUUCACCAUCUCCACGAUGCAAUUCACCAGCGUAGCAGGAAAGCGUGGUGGAAUUAACACGCUAGCUCCGCCACGCGCUAGCUCCGCCACACGCUAGCUCCGCCACACGCUAGCUCCGCCACAGGCUAAUGCCACGCUGGUCCUCUACGCCCAUCUCCUAUAUAUCGUUUUUUGCCUUCGCUCUUAUUAUUCUGAUUAUCGAGAUGUUAUUUAGAGGUUCUGGUGGGCGGAGCCUGGCUAACUGUUCCCGGUCUUUUUAUGCUAACCUAACCCGCUCUGUGCUCAACUAUGUAAUGUCGAUAACGAUGUAUUUUUCUCGGUAACGAUACAACAACAAAAAACGUGUUUAUAUGUUUUUUUAUCAUUUACUUCAAAAUCCUGUUUUUUCUUUCUUCAUUUCGAGUAAAGAAAGUCGAUGUUUUCUAAUCAAAUAAUCUAAAAUGUCUGACCGGAAAAAAAAUUUACGCCCGAUUUUUUUCUUCUUCUAUGGCGCAGACCUGUGUUUGUUGAAAUGGUGCAUUCAAAUGCCCCCCGUGUUUGGUGUUUUUUGGGAGGUUCUCACAGUUUUCCGUUUCUCCUGGAACGUGGACAGAAAAACUACAAGAACUUUUCGAGAUAACUUUUAUUUUGAAAGAGCGAUUACCCGACGGACACGCCCCCUUUCUGUCUCAAAACACUCAAAUUGGGAGAUUUAUUUUUAUUUUUAUCACUUGCGGGUGAAUAUGUAUUUUUUUAUUUUAAAGACACUUUUGGGAAAUUAAGUGAAAUAGUGUCAUCGUCGCAGCUUGAGCUAAAAAUAUAAAUUCCACAAAAAGAAGCUCCAGACAAAACAACGGUUUCUCCUUCAUGUUCCUCAGAUUUCAUGACUUGAGACGUAAAUGUAUAAAUGAUUAAUGUUGGAAUCAGUUUUUAUUAUUAUUUGUUCAUGUUUCAUUUCUGGUACAUGGAGUGCGGUAACGUGUGCAGACGUCUUGUUUGAAACCACCGGAUCACACGGGGGCUGCAUUUUGAUGUGUGCAAAGAAAAGAAAAAACAAUAACUGUGCCAUUAUACGACUGUUGUCUUUUUUGUUGUUGUUGUUUGUUUUUCUUUCCGUCCGGGCAGUUUAACCUGUACAUAGCUGAGCGCUUUGCCAUCUCCGGCUUCUAGUUUUGUUUUACAUUUUUACUUUUUUUGAAGGUGUGAUUUGAUUUGUUUUUUUGUCGUUGUUUUUGUUGUUGUUCCCGAACGUCCAAUCAAAGACUGGAGAACUCACGUGACACGAGACUUUGCAAACCGGGCUCCGCCCUGAACGCGUGGGAUAAAUAAACGGACCACCCGGAGAGAGAAAAGAAAAAUCCAGAACCGGAUGACGGAGGCGACUGGUUUUUUUUCUUCUUCCGCCCCCUGGAGGGCGGUACCUCGGACUGGACGGUACCGCCUUUCCCCCCCAAAAAGGGGCGUGUUUCUAUUUUUUUGGCGGCGAGUUCUUUCGAGGGGCUCCUUUUCUCUCACGGACUUCCACGCGGAGCCUCACAUCGGCCUCUCGGUCGCCUCGGCCUCCUUCCUUCCUUCCCAUUCACCCGUUUUCUGACAGUGCCAUUUUGUUCCCCCCCCCCUCCCCCGUUCCCCCUCAAGGGUUGCAUCUUUUUAUUAUUAUUAUUAUUUCUAUUUCAAAGAUAUAAUAACGAAUGCACACCAACUGACUGGAACAAGAUUGCUCUUAACUCACUGUGGUUUAACUCAUUAACACGUAACAGCUGUGGACAAUCGGUGGCUCCGCCCCCCCGUUGGGGAUUGGAUAACUUUUGCCUAACGACACCUUUAACAGACGGGAAUCGGAGGUUGCGUUCAAGAGGGCUUCUUUAUUUUUUUUCCUUUUGUCUGCGUUCGGGUCUAUUCUUCCAUCGAGACUGGAAUCAAGCGUACGUGUCGGCUAUAGAUAAUUUAAGUUACUCUGUGUCAUGAUGUUAAACUGUCUAAUUUGGAGAGAAAAAAAUGUAGCUUACUGAAAAAUAAAGAUUUAGGCACUGUU